AUGGUUGCCGCUGCAUCAUCACAGGUAUCCAAAAGUCAUAAUCCAAUCACUACAAAACAUUCCAACACCAGUUCCAUGGAUGAGUCUGGUGGGUUUAUAGAUUCAGAUGAUAUAGACGAGCACGAUGAAAAGGGUCAAAGCAUCAUAUUAAACAUCAUAUCGCAAUUGAGACCCGGGUCUGAUCUAACAAGAGUGACAUUACCAACUUUUAUCUUGGAGAAGAAAUCAAUGUUAGAAAGAGUCACCAAUCAAUUGCAAUUCCCCAAUUUAUUACUUGAGGCUCAUAAAGAAACUGAUCAAUUGACAAGAUUUGUCAAAACAUUGAAAUGGUAUUUAGCGGGUUGGCAUAUUGCUCCCAAAGCAGUGAAAAAGCCUUUAAACCCUGUCUUGGGUGAAUUAUUCACUUGUUAUUGGGAUUUACCUAAUAAACAACAAGCGUUUUAUAUUGCAGAACAGACAAGUCAUCAUCCACCUGAAUCUUCAUAUUUCUAUAUGAUCCCAGAAUCUCAUAUCAGAUUAGAUGGGGUAGUUAUACCAAAAUCGAAAUUCUUGGGGAAUUCCUCGGCAGCUAUGAUGGAGGGGUUAACUGUGCUAAGCUAUUUGGAUAUCAAAGAUUCUAAUGGUAAGCCUGAAAAAUAUACUUUCUCAGAACCAAACAUAUAUGUGAGGGGAAUUCUUUUUGGGAAGAUGAAGAUAGAAAUGGGUGAUCAUAUGAUUGUCACGAGUUCUAAAUAUUCUGCUGAUAUAGAAUUCAAAACAAAAGGGUUUGUUUCAGGAACAUACGAUGCUAUCUUAGGCAAAGUUAAAGACAAUAAAGGGGCCGAGCUAUUCGAGAUAUCUGGGAAAUGGAAUGAUGUGAUGUAUAUCAAAGAUUUAAGGGCAAAGAAUGCCAAGAAAAAUGUAUUCUAUUCUACUCAUACUGAUAAACCCUUGAAACCAAAAGUCCACCCUCUUAAAGAACAAGAUGAAUAUGAAUCCAGGAAAUUAUGGAAAGAAGUGGUUCAAGCUCUAGCUAAUAGUGAUCAAGAAACAGCUACUGAAGAAAAAUUCAAAAUUGAAGAAUAUCAAAGAAAUUUAGCAAAAAAAAGGUUGGAAGAUGGUGUGGAGUUUCAACCAAGGAUAUUUGUAAAAUCGAAACCUGGUAAAGAUUUAGAUUUCUAUAUUUACAAGUACAUUCCAAACGAUGCACCACCGGAAGAACAAAUUAAAAGUAUAUUGGAAGUCAUACCUAUUUUACCAGGUCAAAAAUAUACUGAUAAAUUUAAUAUACCUGCAUUUGAAAAGCAUGAACAACAGCAUCAUCUAUUGCGUCAUCAGAAAUAG
Molecule: messenger RNA, 1323 nt
Organism: Henningerozyma blattae CBS 6284
Lineage: Eukaryota; Fungi; Ascomycota; Saccharomycetes; Saccharomycetales; Saccharomycetaceae
Product: OSBP family protein
Exons: 1
Coding region: 1-1323 (440 amino acids)
Cellular component (GO): intracellular membrane-bounded organelle; membrane; cytosol
Molecular function (GO): sterol binding
Source: RefSeq, a predicted model, not a curated record